Amoebophrya sp. A120 is the source of this 4834-nucleotide messenger RNA. NCBI's taxonomy places the organism in Eukaryota, Dinophyceae, Syndiniales, Amoebophryaceae. The record is from the annotation of a GenBank genome assembly.
UCGUACCCUGCUCCCUGUAUGCUUCUGAAGAUUCUGAUCGUGCUUGCUUCGUUUUCAAAUUUGAAUCUCGUCCAAUGCUGGUGCACAAGAUCGGUCGAUUGUCGUACUGCUCUCGCUGGUUCCGUACAGAUUCUCUUCGUCCCAACGAAAUAUCAAUACCUGAUGUCGCAGGAACUCCAGCCUGCCUGUGCCUCAUCUGAAAAUCGUACGCUCAUCAUUGUAUUGUGAGAAAGGAGCCACGCUUAUAUUUCCGCUCGUCGUGGAGCUACCUUUUUUACCUUAGCGUCCGUCACUUUAUUUCACUCGACGACCUCUUUUUCUUUCAUUUCCACAGGGAAGCUUACAGCACAUUUUUUUCGUGGAAAUAGAACAAAUCAUAAUCAACUACUUCCACGGCUGCAGAAAUAAACCUAUCAAUCUAUAUCAGUAUUAAAGUCAUGGCGUUGACGACAAGACCCCGUCAGACCCAGCGGCGGCAGGAUAUCAAAUGCAAAAAUGUCUGGGUCUGGAAGAAUGCAUGUGUGUCAUGCUUGUCUGGCAUGACUCUGAAAUCUAUCAUGCACGUUACCCAAGAGCUCCAUUGUUCUGUGAUGCAGAAACGCUGUUUGUCAUGCAGAAUAGGCAACACCUAGAAGCUCAGAAACUUGUCAUGCUGAGCCAGCACUUGUGGCCUCAUCAUGAGACGCCACCCAGCAUCACAAGUUUCCAGACCCAGACACUUUUACAUUUGAUACAGGAACGCCGCAAGCAGCUCCAAGGCGCACUGGAUCUGGAAGGUGGCAGGUUCCAUGAGCUGCCGAACGUGCGCCGGUAUUGUGAGGAAAAAUCCCCCCUCCCCAUAUCAAAACGAAGUUUCUGAUGCUGGAUUUGCGUACACAGAUCAGAUUUGUCUUGCUAGAGAGGACUGCAGGCUAUGCUGACCCUGAGUAGGGAGGUUUUGGGCUAGGCGCUGAGCAUGGCAAACGUCUAGUCUGUAGGGCCACCAGCAUCACAAACCGCCUGCAGAACGUGGCGGAGCCUGCGGGGUUGCGUUCUUGCAAGACAGAGACGAUUUGUGGUCACAAAUCAGCAUUACAAAUUUCUUGAGACGUACCUUUUCGAUAUGGGGAGGGGGGAUUUUUCCUUUUGAUAGCCGGCCGGUGGAAUUCCCGACCCGGCGGCCGUUGAAGGAAUUCCGCCCGGAAAAAGCCUACGACCUGUCGCUGAUCCCCGUCGAGAAGGCGCCGAGAGACCUGACGCAAGUGGUCGCCGUGGCAAAGGAAGGCGGUGCAUUAAAGAAGACCACAGAGCAGGGUGAAAAGAACAUGAACAACAGCCUGGGCCAAAAACAAGAUUCGUCUGUAGUUUCCACAGCCGACGCUUCCACGAUGGCGGACGAGCCGGUGCGGCAGCGGCUAUCCGAUUACGAGAAGCGGCUCUUUUACUUGGGGAAAACAGCCAAGGAGAAGGCGCUACUGAAAGCAGCUGCAAAAGGAGAGGACGAUGGAAGAACCUCCAAGCGGGACCACGGGGAUGAAGGAACAAAUGAGAAGAAAAAGCAGGCGAAUAGUAAACCUAGAAAUAUUUCGUGCUGUUGCUGCAACCUGAGCUGUUGCUGUUGCGCGAAGUCGUUUUGCGGGCUGAUUCUGCUGCUCUUUUUGGUGUUGUUAGUCGACGAGUUUCUGUUCUUUCUAUGCAUUGCAAAAGUAUCGUACUAGCACAAAUUGCAUUACAAAUUUUAUCAGAAAGAAAAAUGGAAUUUGUAAUGCUAGUUGAGGUCGUAAAAAGAUAGGUUUGUCAUGCAAGAUUGCAAUUAGUACGAGUGCGAUACUUUUGCACAGGAUACUUCCACGGCUACUACGAUGUGUGGUUCUACGGGGGAAAAAAAAAGUACGAUUACUACCAGAUCAAGCGGAUCAAAACCUACCCGUCGGGAUACCAGGAGGAAGAGCUGUACUACGUCCGCCGGGGCCGCCAGAACGGGGAGGAGGAAUACGCUCGGGCUGAGGACUUGGAAUACGACGCGCGGACGAGGGAUUACUACCACAAGACCAACUACAAUUUCGACUACGAUGAUCGCGGAGCAGGAGCUUCAGACUACUAUCAACGAGACCGCGCUUCAUCUUCUAGACAAGGACAGCACAACAUCAACUCGAGAUCAUCUACUGGUACUGCUUCCCCCGACGAUGUGAAGCGGCCGACCAAGGUGCAGGAGGCGAAACACGCCGCGGCCAGGCAAAAGCAACGUGAAGGGUCGCACGCAUUCGCGAAGGAAGUGGGGCGACAGGGGAGUGAGAUCGCAAGGGAAAGAGCAAGCACAACGGCGGCGGUUAUGGGGGACAAAAACCAAAAAAAUGAAAAUCCUGGUGCAGCUCCUGGGUUUGUGCAGAAGAAGCAGGAACAAGAACGCGAUGAUCAUGUCGGGCAGAAGCAAGAAAACGAAAUUUACCAGCAGACCACAACACCAACUUCGUCGUCCACGUCUUCUUCUCAGCACGGGGACCACACUAGUAGUUCUGUUGACAGCAAAGUUUCGCCGCCACAUCCACCGCCCCCACAAGAACUUGCUCCGGGGAGAAAUGAUCAAGACGGAGCACCCGCAAAAAUGACUGCCUCAAGCGUGCAAGGAAGCAUUCCCAAAGAUCAGGAGCAGAAUCAUGAGGCGGGGAAAGUAUCGCAGCAGCAUCAAGUACAAGACCCGGAGGAGCAGCCGAUGAAGCAAGAAAAUGGACAACAUCAAGAAGAAAAAAAAUCGGAAAAUGAUGUCAAAACCACACCUUCUUCUUCUUCGAUUUCCAGUACAACCACGACCGUGGGUUCUUCUGUAAACAAGGAUCCGACGACGUCGUCCUCGACCUCGUCCAAGGGCAAAAGGCCCGGGACGUGGCUCGAAGGGAAGAGCAAGAUGUUUCGGGAUUCCGGCACCGACGAAGACGAAACCAGUGAGGACGACUUGGCGCUGUUCAAAGACGACGCUGACGCGUUUAAAACUACCGAAAAUUAUCCGCACCAGCAAGGAACUACAAGCGGCAAUCUCGAUGAAGAUGGCUUCGCCUUCGGCAGCAUCGACGACGAUGAUUUUAUGGCCCAAGUGGACAUGUCGGGCGACUUCCACCUGGAGAUUCAGCCGCAAGCGGAAGGCGGGGCGAUGAUCCGCUUCAAAAAAUCUGCUUCACCGGGGGCCGACCAAGGAACUAUAUCUUCAAGCAACAAGAAGGAGAAAAACGAUGACGACCGGCUUCACCCGUGGGCGCCGGGCAGCUUCUCCUCGUCGGGAGGAGGUUCUUCUGGAAGAAGCUCUGGAGGUUCAUCUUCGACUACAUCUACUUCCGGCACUACUGGUGGUCGGAGUAGAAGUGCUGGUCUUUUUCGGGGCCCCGACGGGGAAGAUGAGGAGAGCAGCGACCGGGGGGCCGCGGAGGCGGAGCUGCUGCCCUCCCUCGACGCGUUGUUCGGUCUGAUGGCCGAUGCGGAUGCUGAGGAAGAUCCUGCGAAGCGGGAGCAGAUGAUGGCGCAGCUGUUCAAGGAGCUUGGCAUCUUGGAAGUGGAAGAACGCAGCCGGGAGGCGGAAGGAAAGGAAACAACAUCGACGACGAAAACUACGGCCACCUCCAACUCUAAAAACGGAGGUAGUGGAGGUACAUCGCGUACGGCGCAAACGGAGGUGAAGGAGCAAAAAGACCCGCGGCCCUCGUACAACGAGGCGGGCGUGAAAGUUCAGCAGGACAAACCUGCUGGGGAACGUCAAAACAAGAAGAAUUGGGGAGAGGCGACGAAGCCAAGAUCGAACCAAAACAAGCCGAAAAUGACGCAGGAUGACUGGACGUUUCUGAACAUAUUCGGGGGGUUGUGAGUUCUUGCGAUGGAUUUGUUGACUCGAUUUAUUUUCAGUCGCUGUCUGCUCCGAUUGUUGUUGUUCAUUUAAUAUGUAUGAGGUGCUGCUGGUCGCAGUUCUCAAAAGGCAGGUGUCCAUUUUUACCGCACAGUAUAUUCUCACGCAGGUUUACAUAUUAUUUACUUGGAAAGUUCUAUUUGAAUUUACUUAGAAAGUUUGUAAUCAGUGGUCACACAAAUAAGUAUCAGUAUCAGAUUUAUUUUUGAGACGCAUUUACUCCACAGUAUUGCCUUCAUGAUUUGAUUACAUUUUGCAUAGCAGGAUCGUUUGUCUUGGAUUACAUGGAGUCACACUAUUCUUGAAUCAUCUUAACAGGCCCCGAAAAGAAGAGCCGCAUACUUACAGAAGGGAGUCCGAAAUGUCAGUGCGGCGAAAACGAAAAUAUGUAUAUAAAAUUUUCUCUUUUCGACAAAAGUUUAGAAACGCACUCCGAUUGAGAUUUACCAUGUCCACAUUUACCUCUGAGUUUGUUUUUUUGCAGCAGCCCUGCAAUUUUUUGUUUUCGCAAAUAAUGCAGCUUAUGAUGUGUGCCCGUUUCGCGCGGGCGUGUAUCAGUUUCUUUCAUUUUCACCGUGCCGCUCCGCACACGAUUAUGAUUACAAAUUUUCAACAUUUUAGAAAAAAUUCUUACUAAAUGCUACAAUCCUAGCAUAAUUAUGAUUGUCUCAUAGCAACAGGACUACCGUGCCCAAGAAGUCGCGGAAGUUUUGAUGUUUUCAGUUUUUACCCCGCCAAAAAAGAACAAGGCCCGAAUUUCACCAUGACUUUCCCAACCUCCAUGUUUCUGAUUCUGUUUGAAAAGAAAACAUUUCGGGGAAGAACAAGGGAGCAGAAGGACAAUCAAACCCCCACAUGCACAUCAAAGUCAAACCCCCACAUAUCUCAAUGUUCAACACUUCUGCUACACCAGCAGGUACUUCCGUGCAGUAGAUGAGAGGACCUCCAGCACGACCCGCGCUG